CCGGUCCCUCUCAGUCUGCUCCCCUGCACAAGUCACCAGUCAUCAAGAUGAACUGGAGGGUGUAUAUGGUCCUGCUCUGUGCCAUACUCUGUUUGGCAUCAUGUGUUUCAGCACAAAGGCAAAGAGGUAAUCGCAGAAAUCCAGGAAAUCGCCAGAACCGACCAAACCGACCGAACCGACAGAACCGACCAAACCGGCAAAACCGCCCAAAUCGUCGUGGAAAUGGUGGUCGAAGAGGUGGGAGUCCUUCCUCUAGCCAGGGCAAUAACAGAGGCUCUUCGGUCCCGCUUCCAACGAACUCGACCGAGUGCGAGGUGAUCCAAGUACCCAUGUGUCGAGGUAUGAUCGGAUAUCGCCACACCCGUCUUCCCAAUCAGUUUGGACAUACCACCCAGCUCCAGGUCUACCGCGCCCUGGAAUACAUGUGGGCUUUCAUGGACAUCGGAUGCUCUGCUGAUUUCCGAACAACCGCAUGCGGCUACCAUUUGCCCAAGUGCACCCCAGGUCAAACCGCCCUGCAGUUACCCUGUAAAGAGACUUGCAACCGCGCACGCAAAUGUAAGGUGAGGAUGAGGCAGUUGCAGUCCCAGUGGCCAUCUCAGUUCCAGUGCAGGAGUCUUCCAUCACAUCGGCAACGGAACUGUGUCCCGCCCAAACAGAGAGUCCCCUCCUGCCACCAGCGCCAUCUUACUUGCGAGCAGAACCCCAUCGCCUUGUGCCAGAACCUGACCUUCUCCCAAGGGUCUCUGCCCAACAUGUUCCUGCAGUGCAACGUGGAUGAGAUCGAGAACGAGAUGCAACAGUUUCAGGACCUGCUGAGGACCAACUGUUCCCCUCACCUCCGAUUCUUCAUGUGUGGGAUAUACAUGCCGUAUUGUGUCAGAGCAGAGACUCCCUUUGCUCUGCCAUGUCGGGAAAUUUGCGAGGGUGUGCGCCGGAGCUGUGAGAGAGCUUAUCGUCGCCUGUCCAAUGGUCUCCCUUGGCCAAGUAAGUUUCAGUGUCAUCGUUACCCACAAUCAACCAAUGUGCAGCAAGUGUGCGCCUCCCCCUCCGAUGUUGUGCUCCGUACUCCGGAGCCAGAACCAGAACCGGAUGGUACUACAAGACGACCACGGCGACAACGAGUUACCCCACGCACUAACAACUAAUGACCUUGCCUACUAGGUGACUAUAAACAUGAGAAGAUGAAAUAUAUGAUACUGAUAUUUGACGAACUUUGCCAUUCAUGGAACAAUGUCUUUAGGUGACUUAUUGACAUGUAUCAUGUUUAUUGUAAAUUCAGAAACAAACAAACUGUGUUAGUGUUGCCUCAGAAACAAAAACAUCUUGUACAGUGUGAAUUCAGAAACAAACAAAACCUCAUUACAGUGUUGCCUUAGAAACAAACACAUUAUAUACAGAGUGAAUUCAGUUACAGUGUUUCAGUACAGUGUUUCAGUUACAGUGUUUCUUUAGAAGGAAACAAAUCUACCUAUGACUAAACCUAUGACCAUGACCAUGACGUCAUCUUACAUUUUAAUCCUUGGACCGUAACGAGCAGACUGGAGACUGGAGAUUUUAACUUUCAACACCUUUACAAGGGAAUUAUGCAACAUAGCAUCGUCAACGUUUACGGUCUGUAUGCACUGUGUUUCUUCCCCUGCCCAUGAAUACAUAUGGCUGAUACGGUGUGGAGAAGUGAAAUCUUCUCUAAGCAAGGGAGUUAACUGACUGUAAAAGUCCAGUUUCCAGAUGGAUGGAAUUUCUGGGCUCAAUCGUAGUGCCACCAGUGGCUAUCAUGAGUUAUGCCCUUCUAUGUCCCUACUAUUGACCAAUCAGAUUACACCUUUCAUAUCACUUGCAUUUGCUUCAAACAAAACGGCAGCACCUGGUCAAGACGAUCUGAUUGAUAAUCAAAAUUUAUAAUUAAACGGGUCUCACAUCGUCCCGAGCAAACUCAUGUGAGCACCUUGAUUUAAAACAUUAAAAGAUUUGGAAAACAUCUGUUGACGCUAAGUUGAUGGAAUACAUGCUUUACAAAUCCUGCAAUUGACCAAAAUCUGCAUGGCAUUUUACAAACCAGAUGUAGAUUUUGUUUGAACUAUGCACAGGCUCGUUAGUCCAGCCAAAAUAUAACUCCAUAAUUGCAGCCUAGCUCGGCAAUGGUGGAACCUGGACUUUUGUAGUCAGUUAACUGCCUUACCUUGGGAUAGACUAAGGCUGUGUAUCGGUAAAAUGGGAUAUAUCACUGUAUUGUGAUAUGCACUGGGAUUUAUUGGGAGCUAAAGUGCUUGACAGAGAUUGAUACAGGGGAGAUAACAACUUGAGAGGAAAAUCACAUGAUCAUUUACGCCAAUGUGUGAAUCAAUUUGUAGGGGAAACAUUUGUGAACGACCUUGCACACAACUUAACAUAUGUCAUUUGAGGGAUUCAGAGUACCUAAAUAUCCUAUUUCAUUUGUCAACAGCUUGUCUUGAGAGGCGACUUAUGGGAUCGAGUCAGGCUCUCGCUGACUUGGUUGAUGCAUGCCAUCGACCCCAAUUGCGUGGAUCGAUGCUCAUGAUAUUAAUCACUUAUAUUGUCUGUUCCAGACUCGAUUAUUUACAGACCGCCAUCAUAUACCUGGAAUAUUGCUGAGUGCGGGGUUAAACAACAAACAAACAAACAUUGUUACCAGAUGAAUUGCUAAAUGAUAAAAUAUUGUAUUUGACUAGAAUUGACAAGUACUGACAGGCAUUGACAAGCAUUGACAGGCUUUGACCGGCAUUGACCUCAGCUUACCAAAUUAUACACUUGACUGUAAAACUAUUUGUAUGACAAUGUUGUGACAAUAUUUUACAUGUUUGUUACUGGCAAUGUAGUAAACAAUUUGUUUAGUAAUGUAGUAAACAAUUUGUUUAGUAACAUAUUGUUAUAGCAGUUUUUAUUUGUAAAUAAAAAGUAUAUACCAAA
Molecule: messenger RNA, 2931 nt
Organism: Haliotis rufescens (red abalone)
Lineage: Eukaryota; Metazoa; Mollusca; Gastropoda; Lepetellida; Haliotidae
Product: frizzled-2-like
Exons: 1
Coding region: 48-1148 (366 amino acids)
Biological process (GO): canonical Wnt signaling pathway; non-canonical Wnt signaling pathway
Cellular component (GO): plasma membrane
Molecular function (GO): Wnt receptor activity; Wnt-protein binding
Source: RefSeq, a predicted model, not a curated record